UGCAAAUUAAGCUCCCAUCCCAAACAUCCUCAAAUAAAGCAAUUAACUUAAUCACUUUGCUUAAUUACUACAUACUAUUCAAUAGCUAGUGUACGUGGUUGUUAUUACUAUUACUAUUAUUAAUUUGUUACCGUAUGCAUGCAUGUGUACGUAGUAUGUGCGAAAUACACAAGAUGGCUAAUAAUCAUUGCUAUUUUUAUCAUAUUACUAAUAAGUUGGAAUCAAUUAAGUUGUUAAUCUUAGUGAUCCUUCUGGUGGAUCAUCAGCAAUUGGGAGCCAUAGGCAGCGGUGGCCGGAAAGAUAACAACACUUCCGGCCACGGGCAGCUGGAGAAAUGGAACUUAAUAAGGAGUUAUGGGCGGAGGAUGAUGAUGACAAUAGGAUCCGCCGCCGAUGUCAACCGUGGUGGUGGUGGUUUAUCUCCACGACUAGACCCGAAGCUGAGGGAGGCGGAGAUGAAUAAGAUGGAAAUAAGAGUGAGCCAAGAUGGGAAAGGAGACUUCAAGACCAUCCAAAAGGCCAUUGAUAGCAUUCCACCCCACAAUGCUCGGAGAGUCCUCAUCUACAUUCAACCUGGUCUCUAUAGGGAAAAGGUCCACAUAUCGAAGAAAUUGCCAUUUGUGACAUUAAUAGCCGGGAAUUCAAGUGAUCCGCCAAAGAUCACCGGAAACGACACCGCUUCCGACAUGGGACGCGACGGCCGGCCCUUGAGGACUUUCCAUAGCGCCACCGUCGCAAUCGAUGCCGACUAUUUUGUUGCCGUCAACAUCCUUUUUGAGAACACGGCGAAAGCUGACGUGGGCAGAUCGGUGAACGGCGAGCAAGGGGUGGCGCUCCGAAUCACCGGAACGAAAGCCGCCUUCUUCAACUGCGGCUUCUACGGCAGCCAGGACACCCUCUACGACCACAAGGGCCUCCACUAUUUCAAAAACUGCUUCAUCCAGGGCGCCGUCGACUUCAUUUUCGGCUACGGCCGAUCCCUCUACCAGAACUGCCACCUCAAGUCGGUGGCGCAGAACGGCGUCGCCGCUUCCCUCACGGCGCAGAAGCGGACGGCGAAGUCGUUCGCGAGUGGGUUCUCUUUCACCAACUGCACCGUCACCGGGACCGGGUCGGUUUACCUGGGCCGAGCUUGGGGCGAUUACUCGAGGGUCAUCUUCUCAUUUUCUUACUUAGACGCUCUUGUUCUGCCCCAAGGAUGGAGCGAUUGGGGUCAACCCCUCCGUGAUUCGAAAGUGUACUAUGGAGAGUACAAGUGUAGUGGGCCGGGAGCCAACACCACAAGAAGAGUGCCAUGGGCCAGAACCCUCACAAAACAAGAGGCUUUGCCAUUCAUUGGCCCGUAUUUCAUUCAUGCUCACUCCUGGCUUCUCCAACCUCCAACCUAGCUCUCUCUCAUAAUACCUAUUAUUGUUGAUUAAGUAUUAAAACUUAAAAGUGAUAGUGUUAGCAAGUUAAUUUGUUGUUGUCACUUAAAGCCUGACUCUCUUGUUAUUCUUGGUGCGUGUCAUAGUUUAUGAGUUUGAGUGGCAACUAAUUAUAGGAAUGAAUGUGUUCGUACAUGAUUUUAUUGCUCAAGGAAAAAUCAAAAUUUUGGAAUUUUUUAU
Molecule: messenger RNA, 1607 nt
Organism: Cuscuta epithymum
Lineage: Eukaryota; Viridiplantae; Streptophyta; Magnoliopsida; Solanales; Convolvulaceae
Source: the annotation of a GenBank genome assembly